UUGAAUCCAAGAGAAAGAGCGCUUUGGAAAUGGGCAAACGUGGAGAAUUUAGACAAGUUCUUACAGGAUGUGUAUUCGUAUUAUUUGGGGAGUGGAUAUUAUUGUAUUCUCAUCACCAAAAGUUUGGACCUUUUGACAUUGAUAUUUGUUGUUUUCUUUGCCACAUUCCUUACAUCGUGUAUCGACUAUUCCAAGCUGAAGCUGCCAGCUUCUAGAAGCCUAGAUGAUAUCACUGUGGAUCAGUGUUACUCAAAUAUAGGCGUUGGUGGAAAGCUGUGUCUUUGGCUUUUUUAUGCUUACGUGGCACUGAAGGCUGUUCAGCUAUACAUGGAUACAAAGGACUUGAACGAAUUGUACAACUUCUACAACUACCUGCUUGAAAUCUCAGAUAACGAUCUUCAGACUGUGUCCUGGCAAGUGGUGGUAUCUCGUAUUAUGUUACUUAAGGAUCAGAAUGCAGUAAGCUCAAACGUUUCUAAUGCCAAGUCAAAGAGACAAAUAGAUGCUCACCAUAUUGCAAACAGAAUCAUGAGAAAGGAGAAUUACUUUAUCUCCUUGUUCAACAAGGAUAUUUUGGACUUAUCAUUGCCUAUAACCGGGCUUAAACAGAACACAUUGACAAAGACAUUGGAAUGGAAUCUACAAUUGUGUAUAUCUGGCCUUGUCUUCAACGAGCAUGGCCAGAUUCGUCAACAGUUCCUAAAGGAAUCUAGUCGCCGGGAAUUAGCUGAAGAGUUGAAGAAAAGGUUCAGAUUGGCUGCCAUUUUCAACAUCAUUUUGUCCCCAAUCUUGGUUGUUUAUUUCCUUUUGCUCAAUUUCUUCAGAUACUUUAACGAGUACAAGAGAAACCCUGGUUCCAUUGGGACCAGACAAUAUACACCCUUGGCUGAGUGGAAAUUCCGUGAAUUCAAUGAAUUGUAUCAUCUAUUCCAAAGACGCUUGAACCUCAGUGUCCCGUUGGCAUCUCAUUACGUUGAUCAAUUUCCCAAAGAGAAGACCGUGGUGUUGCUAAAGUUUGUUGCGUUUGUUUCUGGUUCAUUUGCUGCUGUAUUGGGUAUCCUAUCAAUUGUGGAUCCAGAUAUGUUCUUCAACUUUGAAAUCACUAAAGAUCGCACGGUUCUCUUUUACAUCAGUGUAUUCGGUACAAUAUGGGCAGUGUGUCAUGGUGCUAUUCCUGAAGAGUAUGUCGUUUUCGAUUCAGAGGCAAGUCUUUUGAAGGUUUCAGAGUAUACGCACUAUCUUCCGCAAUCAUGGAAAGGUCGUUAUCACACAGAAGAGGUUAAGACGGAAUUCUGUGAGUUGUUCACGCUGAAGCCGUUACUCUUAGCGAGAGAAAUUGCCAGUCUCGUCAUUACACCAUUCAUUCUAUGGUUCUCCUUACCAAACUCUGCUGAUCGUAUAGUGGAUUUCUUUAGGGAGUUUUCUGUACACGUUGAUGGAUUGGGAUAUGUGUGCACAUUUGCAAUGUUUGACUUUGAUAAG
Williopsis jadinii is the source of this 1482-nucleotide messenger RNA. RefSeq names its product autophagy protein ATG9 (gene ATG9). Gene Ontology annotation, cellular component: phagophore assembly site; autophagosome. The annotation marks the transcript as partial. NCBI's taxonomy places the organism in Eukaryota, Fungi, Ascomycota, Saccharomycetes, Phaffomycetales, Wickerhamomycetaceae. Gene Ontology annotation, biological process: autophagy of mitochondrion; protein localization to phagophore assembly site. The record is from RefSeq and is a predicted model, not a curated record. The transcript has a single exon.